This is a messenger RNA of Penaeus monodon (black tiger shrimp), 1082 nucleotides long. RefSeq names its product RNA pseudouridylate synthase domain-containing protein 2-like. Gene Ontology annotation, biological process: pseudouridine synthesis. Gene Ontology annotation, molecular function: pseudouridine synthase activity; RNA binding. NCBI's taxonomy places the organism in Eukaryota, Metazoa, Arthropoda, Malacostraca, Decapoda, Penaeidae. The record is from RefSeq and is a predicted model, not a curated record.
AUGCUUGCUUGGGAGAAGGAUGAAAUGAGCCUCAUGUUCCACACUGUUCCUCUCAAGGGCCUCUUGCUGUUUGGAAGGACCCCAAAGAAAGCCCGCGAAAUGGAGCAACAGAUCCGCACACGUCAGGUGACUAAGGAGUAUGUGUGCCGAGUGGAAGGAGAAUUUCCAAGGGAACACAUUGAAUGCAACGAACCGAUAGAAGUAGUCAGCUACAAGAUUGGGGUGUGCAAGGUCUCACCCACUGGCAAGGACUGCCGCACCGAGUUCACACGACUCUCCUACAACGGCAAAACAUCAGUGGUGCUGUGCCGACCCCACACUGGACGUAUGCACCAGAUCCGAGUGCACCUUCAGUACUUAGGCUACCCCAUUGUGAACGAUCCCCUAUACAACCACACAGUCUUUGGCCCCAACAAAGGCAAAGGUGGCAUUGUUGCCAAGACAGAUGAGCAGCUGAUCCAAGACUUGAUCAAGAUCCACAAUGCAGAGAACUGGCUGGGGAUGGAUGGGGAUGCAGAAUACUCCAUGUUCAAGGGACGUGAGAAGACAGACAAUGAUGAAGAGGGAGGAUCCCAGCGCAACACGCCAAGCCCCAAGGAAAAGUCUCCUUCAGCCGCAGAUGCCCCACGUGUGACAUCUCCACCUGCCCUCAUUGCCCAGUCAGGCUAUGCUUCACCCAAAGCCCUCACUUCAUCACUAGACAUCCAACCCUCUAUGGUAGGAGCUGAAGCAGUCCCACCGAAGACAAUAAAUGGCUGCAGCAGUGGUCUUGUUGGAAGCGAUGGCCUUGGUGUGGUGUCUGCAGGAACCCAGACUAGUGAGGGAAGCAGAGACUAUGGCUACCAGCCCCGGCUCAUGACAGUCGAUGAACACUGCUAUGAAUGCAAAGUGAGAUACCGUGACCCUAAGCCCAGAGACCUUGUUAUGUAUCUCCAUGCUCUCAAGUACAUGGGACCAGGAUGGCAGUAUGAGACAAAGUUGCCUGAAUGGGCCUCAGAAGACUGGAAGGAACCUGAGGAUGACCAUUAGAAAGAGGAAGCCCUGAUUUUACAAUGAAGACCUGAAGAGAAAGACAGAAGUGA